Molecule: messenger RNA, 1065 nt
Organism: Oppiella nova
Lineage: Eukaryota; Metazoa; Arthropoda; Arachnida; Sarcoptiformes; Oppiidae
Source: the annotation of a GenBank genome assembly
AUGGAUGAGCGCCAAUAUUAUAUCGAAUGUGAGCGUGAAGAAAUGCUCAAUGAAUAUAGAAGUAUGCGCAAUGAUCCAAAUAUGGAUAAAUACAUUACAAAACGUGUAUUUUUCAACAUGUUCGAUGAAGCUAAUCGACUAAAAUCGUUUGACAAUUGGCCUCAUGACUUUAUUUCAAUUGAAACUCUUGCAAAUGCUGGCUUUUUCUAUCUCGAAGGAGAUCUCGUGCAAUGUGCAUUUUGUCGUGGUAUUAUAAGUAAUUGGCAACAAGGUAACGAACCUUAUGCUGAACAUUUAAAACAUUUCCCACUGUGUCCAUUUAUAAUGGAUGAAGUUGUGCUUAAUCAACCAAUAUCAGAAAUCCAUCGUGGACAAGAUGUGUGCGGAAAUAUGAUUGUACCACAUGCCAACUUUUAUAAAGAAUUGGAUAACCGCAUCAAUUCAUAUUCGACAAGUGUGUUUACUUGCGAAAUUUUAACCAAAACACUGGCAGAAGCUGGGGAUGAACCUUGGGAAGAACAUACUAAACAUAUGCCUUAUUGUCCACAUGUUCAACGAAAUAAAACACAAAAUUAUAUCCGCAAUGUUCAUCUCCGGCUACAAGAAACUGAACAGGAAGAUUAUCAAGGGUACGAUGUGUGGCCUGAGGAUCCUGAUUGGGAUGAGCCAUAUCAUUCAUCAUGGCCAUAUGUAUUAAUGGAAAAUUCCAUUGUACAAGAAUUUCUUCGUUUAGAAUUUGUUAGUGAAUCAAUAUUAAUGAAAUUGCUAAUGGAUAAAUACUAUAAAGAUGGUGAAAAUUUUACAUCAUUUGCACAAUUAUACGAUGCCUUUGAAUUGUAUAAACGCACUAAUGACGAUACCAAAUUAUCAUCUGAAAAGCCUACAAUUAAUACGACAGAUGAAGACAAUGAAGAAACAUUAACUGUGGAAACUUUGCUAUGCAAAAUUUGCUAUUCAAAAAAUAUUGGCGUUGUAUUUCUUGAUUGUGGUCACCAGAUGGCAUGCACUUUAUGUGCAUCAAAUUUAUCAGAUUGUCCAAUAUGUAGAAGUAGUAUAAAAAGCUAU